This is a messenger RNA of Diversispora eburnea, 426 nucleotides long. The record is from the annotation of a GenBank genome assembly. Lineage: Eukaryota; Fungi; Glomeromycota; Glomeromycetes; Diversisporales; Diversisporaceae.
AUGAUUCAAAAAACUAAAUUUGCUGUUAUCUUGGUUGCAUUUUCCUUAUUCUUUACCUGCUUUACGAAUGCGUCUCCAUUUGAAUUGACAUCUCGUGUUAUCGGUGCUGUCGGUUGCAUUAGUUUUAAAGAACACAACCACGAAUACAGUGAUUGUGUUGUUGGUGAAAUUCACAUUUGUGAACUUAAGUUAGAUACCUGUAAAGUAACCGGACAAUUUAAUCAAGGAUUCAAAGAAGGUUGCAAAUAUGAAUAUCAAGUUGAAGGCUGUGAUAAAAAAGAAAUUCCAUGUGGGAUGAUUUGUGCACCUGGAACUCUUGCAUUUGAAUUUUACGUUAAAGCUAAACUACAUGAAUAUUUCGGGAGACACGUUAAAAUCUACGAAAACGGGAAAUGUAUUGCAGAGGCAUGUAUCGAUAAAGUUUGA